GUUUGCUAAUUGGGAUCAUCCUGAAACUGGGGCGGUUACUGAGCUAUGCUACUCUGUGUGUGCAGACCCACGUUAAGGUUGUCUUGAGAGUAGGAACGCUGACAAUAAUCCUCCGUCCUCACAGGCGCGACACAUCUGGAGGAAUGAAAUAAGACAGAAUCACUGAAUAAUACUCAGGCGGACACUUUAAAUUCCUCUCUAUAUUCAGCAAAGGUAAUUGCUGACAAUGUAAGAAGCUUUUUCUGUUAUGGGGAAAGCUGACUGACUGAAGUAUCUUUUGAUGCAUGCAGAAGCAGCUUGUACACACAUUUUGUGCGCUGCCUGAUUUGAUUAAGAUUGAUCUGUCCUCCACAGCUGUAUCCUCGGCUCUUGGUUUUUCCAUGCUUGUUUUUGACCGUUUUAGAGGAGAUGCUCCCACCUCAUCUCCCUAGCCAAACACACACACAUGGUGGUGCACACACACACUCACACACACCCCUCGUGGACUGCGACGUCACUGAGCAAGGGGACUUUGAGCUCAUUAAGUAGAGGGCUGUGAUAUUCUGAAUCGAGACUGUGGGACUCCCAACUGGCCUAUUUAUAGAAAGCACAUCUCCAUGGGAGUCAUCGCUGCGCUAGCAAAUCACAGCCGUGGCCCCAGACACCAAUUAAGAAUGAAACAAAUGCCUUUUAGACAGGGCGUGUCCCUCCUUCUGUCCUACCGGCCUGUGCUGCCUUCUGCUCUGGGAGCGGAUCCUCCCUCUGCCUCUUCCUGAGGCUGCGUGGGGCAUCAGGAGGACAGCACACAGAGAACUGGCGAAGGUUUGCUGCGGUGCUGGAUAUUUUUAAAAUGCACCCCUCCUCCACCCCCCAUUCCCCACGCCUACCUCUCCCCUUCUCCUUCUCCUCAGAAAAGUGAGAGUAAUGGGUAUUUUUUGUUGUUGUGUAUGCAUGUUGCCCUGUCUGUUCGUAUGCGCUGGGAUGCCGUUGGAUGCAAUGAAUUGCAGUGACUCAUAGAGGGACUUCAGAGAGUUCCAACAGGUUAGAAGAGUGAUGACCAUCCUGUUCGUUACUAUGGUUAUUUCAUACUUCAGUUGCAUGAGAGCUGCGCCCAUGAGAGAGAUCCCGGGCGUGCAGGGGGUCCACCGGGCCGAGGACUACCUGGGCGCCGCUGCCAUCACCUCGGGCAGCCGAGGCCACGGAACUCCACAGAGUCGGGGCGCGCUGCCCUCGUUCGCAGACACUUUCGAGCAGGUGAUUGAGGAGUUGCUUGAGGUGGAAGGAGAAGCGACGCAGCAACUGGACCCUGGGGCCGACCAGGGCCAAGGAGGGGGUGGUCCCUCAGCCAUGGCUGACUCGAAGGACGUUGACAUGUACGCCUCGCGGGUGAUGAUCAGCAACCAAGUGCCUUUGGAGCCACCGUUACUCUUUCUCUUGGAGGAAUACAAAAACUACCUGGACGCCGCCAACAUGUCGAUGCGCGUGAGACGGCACUCGGACCCCGCACGGCGAGGGGAGCUCAGCGUUUGUGACAGUAUUAGCCAGUGGGUGACGGCCCUGGACAAAAAGACAGCCAUAGACAUGUCGGGCCAGACGGUCACCGUCCUGGAGAAGGUCCCCGUGACUAAUGGUCAGCUGAAGCAAUACUUUUACGAGACCAAAUGCAACCCUUUAGGGUACACAAAGGAGGGCUGCCGAGGAAUAGACAAGCGGCACUAUAACUCGCAAUGCCGGACAACCCAGUCUUACGUGCGAGCCCUUACCAUGGAUAGCAAAAGGAAGAUCGGCUGGCGGUUUAUACGGAUAGACACUUCGUGUGUAUGCACAUUGACCAUUAAGAGGGGCAGAUAGUGUAUACAAUGUAUAGAUUUUAUUGAGAGUUCUAAAAAAGAGAGAGAAAACAGAAAAUAUCUAUUUGUAUAUAUACAUAACAGGGUAAAUUAUUCCGUCAGAUGAAAAUUUUAUGGACUGCAUGUAAAAAAGAUGUUUAUACAGUAAAAGUGAUACUACGGUCUAUUUAUUGAACAUAUUCAUGAUCUUGUAAACAAUUAAAAAAAGAUCUGAUCAGUCAUUCGCGCCCAGUUCAAAUUACUAUAUCACAUUCCACAAGACAUUGUGUUUUUUACGUUGCCAAGAUUUUUGAGAGAUGAGGAGAGGAGGGGGUGAGGAAGAAUUACAUUCAAGAAAAAAAAACGAAAAAAAAAAAAAAAUUGCAUGCUGCUUCAAUUGUGAAUUGAGACACUGUCCACUUUGGGAAAACAAGGAAACGAUUUCCGACCAAAACAUUCCGUUUACAUUCUCAACGGUAACAGGAUUUCCUCCUCUCAGUACUCUGUCUGUUUACUAUCCUCAACUUCUCAAGUUAAUGUUGGAAAUACAUACUAUGUCAAGGUGCUGUUGUCAAAGCUUUGCUGUUUAUUUUUUUAUCCCCACAAGAUGAAAAGAUAUAUAUAAAAUAUAUAUAAAAUUUAUUCAUU
This is a messenger RNA of Carassius carassius (crucian carp), 2456 nucleotides long. Its product is annotated as brain-derived neurotrophic factor-like. The record is from RefSeq and is a predicted model, not a curated record. NCBI's taxonomy places the organism in Eukaryota, Metazoa, Chordata, Actinopteri, Cypriniformes, Cyprinidae. Gene Ontology annotation, molecular function: nerve growth factor receptor binding; growth factor activity. Bases 1033 to 1830 code for a protein of 265 amino acids. The transcript is spliced from 2 exons. Gene Ontology annotation, biological process: nerve development; memory; positive regulation of collateral sprouting.